GCCAUCACUUUAAUGUAACGUGAGGAUACCAACGUUGAUGUAGUGACGCUCUUUGGGCACCGAAAUCUGAUUGACAAAGGAGUUUGUGCCGAUUUUUGGAACUAGUUCUGAAGUUUGUGGCUAAUUCGUUUCCUACAACAGCGGAUAUAAGUUCUCAGCUGGAUCAAGACUUUUCAAAAAAGUGAUUCUUGCUUCUGUGGAUUUUCUGUAAGGAUCUAAAAAAAACGAACAAAACUGAAGACCAACAAAAACAAGGUGUCUUUCUGGAUAAGACCCGUCUGAAUUUGUGGCUGGAGCGCCAUUGUCUCCCUAUGAUGAUGUCAUACCUCAAACAGGCCCCAUAUGCCAUGAACGGGCUGGGGCUCAGCGGGGCCACCAUAGAUCUCCUCCAUCCUUCUGUGGGAUACCCGGCUAAUCCCCGCAAACAGAGACGAGAGAGAACAACCUAUACUCGCACUCAGUUGGAUAUAUUGGAGAAUUUGUUUGCCAAGACGAGAUACCCAGAUAUUUUCAUGCGAGAGGAGGUGGCCUUGAAAAUCAAUUUGCCCGAGUCCAGAGUUCAGGUGUGGUUUAAGAACAGAAGGGCAAAGUGUCGGCAGCAACAACAGAGCAACAGCGGAUCCAAGAUCCGUCCGGCGAAGAAGAAGUCCUCUCCUUCCCGCGAGAGCCCGGGGUCAGAGAGCAGCGGCCACUUCACUCCCCCAGCUGUCUCCAUCAACAACUCAUCUUCCUCAUCAUCCUCGGGCUCCAACCCCUCCGGUCUCAGUGGAGUGGGUCUCAUGAGCAGCUCUUCCUCAGGGACAACGCCCGCCUCCUCCAUCUGGAGUCCCGCUCCGAUCUCGCCACUACCAGCUCCGUCUUCCCUCCCCGACAUCUCGCCACCCGCCAGCGCCUCAUGCAUGCAGAGGGCCAUCUCAGGCUGUGGUGGUACCACAGGAGUGCCGUCCUAUCCCAUGCCCUACAACCAGGCUCCGAGCUAUGCCCAGGGAUACCCGACCACCAACACUGCCUCUUACUUUGGAGGCAUGGACUGUGGCUCCUAUUUGGCACCCAUGGCUGGCCACGCCCACCACCAUCACCCACAUGCCCAUCACGCACAGCUGAGCACCAUGGCUGGCACCAGCACAGUGUCAGGCCACCACCCGCACCACAUUGGGCACAGCACCGGGCACCCGCACCACCCUCACCAGGGCUACGGCAGCACAGGGUUGCCCUUCAGCUCCACAGACUGUCUGGAUUACAAAGAACAAGCUGCCGUGGCGUCGUCAUGGAAACUGAACUUCAGCUCGGCGGCAGAUUGCUUGGACUACAAAGACCAGGCGGCCUGGCGUUUUCAGGUCCUGUGAGAACUUUCUUAUUCAAGGACUGGUAAUGUUGUUUCCUAAAGUUUGCUUGUUUGCUUUCCUUCGGACAAAGACCCUCCCUCAACAUUACAGAGUACGUUGGGAACCACAGGGUGUUGAGGACGACAUCAGGAGGCUGUUUUCUGUGCCAAAUACUUCCACCUUUCAGGGGAAUGACUCGGAAGAGCUACUGUGACAAGAGUUUGGCCCUUACCAAAGUUUCUGUCAAAAGUAAUUAAAAACUGAUAUUGCUUAAAAAUGUUCAUCACCCUACGUGGACAGAUUCAAAAUGUAUGCUGAAAUACAUUUCUUAAGAGUACUCCCACAAAUAAGGGCCAUUUCCAUGCACUCCUCGCAUGAUGCACUGAAUAAAUGACACUGGAGACCCUUGGGGUUUCAAGAAUGAAGGCAAUAAUAAUUUUAUAUAAGUUUUGCUUUUCAGAGGUGACUUUAACUUGACAGCUCCUGUGAAAUUUAUGUUCAUUUAAUAA
Messenger RNA from Triplophysa rosa, 1834 nucleotides. RefSeq names its product orthodenticle homeobox 2a (gene otx2a). Lineage: Eukaryota; Metazoa; Chordata; Actinopteri; Cypriniformes; Nemacheilidae. Gene Ontology annotation, cellular component: nucleus. The coding region runs from base 312 to 1346 and encodes 344 amino acids. Gene Ontology annotation, molecular function: DNA-binding transcription factor activity, RNA polymerase II-specific; RNA polymerase II cis-regulatory region sequence-specific DNA binding. Gene Ontology annotation, biological process: multicellular organism development; regulation of transcription by RNA polymerase II. The record is from RefSeq and is a predicted model, not a curated record. The transcript is spliced from 4 exons.